AUGGGUGUCAACGGGCUUUGGACGGUGAUCCAGCCGUGUGCACGGCCUACCAAUCUGGCAACGCUCAAUCGAAAGCGCCUGGCCGUGGAUGCAUCGAUUUGGAUCUACCAGUUCCUCAAGGCUGUUCGCGAUAAAGAAGGCAAUGCGCUUCGCAACUCUCAUAUUGUGGGGUUCUUUCGGCGCAUCUGCAAGCUUCUGUGGUUCGGUAUCCAACCCGUCUUUGUGUUUGAUGGCGGCGCUCCAGCAUUGAAGCGAGCAACCAUUCAGAAGCGCAAACAGAGGCGAGAGGGAAGACGAGAAGAUGCCGUCCGGACCGCUGGAAAGCUUCUGGCUAUUCAGAUGCAGCGACUCGCAGAGGAAGAGGAGGAAAAACGCAAAAGGGAAAAGGAGAGACCGCGCCCGGUAGAACCAGAAGAAGAAAUACCCAAUGCCAACGAACUGGUUUACGUUGAGGAGAUUGGCAUGUCUCAGCAAGAGAGGCUGCGAAAUCGCAAGUUUUAUAAGCAAGAUGCCUAUCACCUGCCAGAAAUCGAGGGUGGGAUAGCAUCAAUGGGAAAGCCAGACGAUCCUCGAAUCAUGAGCGUAGAGGAGUUGGAAGAAUAUGCACGCCAAUUCAACAACGGAGAAGACAUCAACUUGUACGACUUUAGCAAGAUUGAUUUCGACGGCGACUUCUUCAAGAGCCUUCCGCCGCCAGAUCGGUACAACAUUCUCAACGCGGCGAGAUUGAGGAGUCGACUCAGAAUGGGUCUGAGCAAGGAACAGCUUGAUGAUAUGUUUCCUGAUCGCAUGGCUUUCUCGAGAUUUCAAAUUGAAAGAGUUCAGGAGAGAAAUCACUUGACGCAGCGACUCAUGUAUGAAAUCGGAAUGUCAGGCACUGACCUGACCCUCGGUGUCAAUGCACGUAUUGCGGGAGAAAGAGAUCGAGAAUACAUCUUGGUGAAGAACGAGGGUGUGGAAGGAGGCUGGGCUCUUGGAGUGACAAAGGAAGAAGAGAGCGAAGAAGAAGACUUUGAAGAUGUGCCAAUUGUGGGCGUCAAUCGACUACCAAAAUUGUCCCAGUCAGAUGCUGCAAGCUUUCAAGCUGCUCAAGAUAUAAGCGGCAGACGACAGCAAUUUUACGCAAGCCACAGACAGGAUGCUGUCAAUGACGAAGGCGCCAACGAAGACUCUUUGUUCGUUGGCGGAAGACUGGAUCCGACAGAAAAUACUUUCGAGGAACAGCCUGCGGAGCAUAUGCAUCCAGAAGAGGAGCAUGAUCUCAAUCUUGCAAUCGCUUUAUCAUUGCAGAGCCAGCACGGGAUUGGCCGGGAGUCAGAAGACAACAUCGAUGUGGAUGAUGACGUCCGAGACGAGCCUGAGUGGACUCAAAAAGCCGUGGAAGCGCCAAAGCCUAUCGGUCGUAGUAGUGGCUCAAUGAUUGCGCACAUUGUGAACAACCGGGCCAAUGCAGCUGUUCCGAAACGACAAGAAGUCCCAGUAUCACAGGACAAGGCAAAAGAGAGCGACAGUGAUGACGAUAUGCAGGCAAUCCUAGCAAAGUCACGGAAGAUGAAGAAACCUCAACCAAAGCCAGCUUUUGAGAAUAAGAAGAACCCAUUUGAUGGACCGCUUCCGUUUCCAAAGCUGGAUUGGGGUUCAUCUCUGUUUGCUAAGAAAAAGACGCCUCAAGAGAAACCAAUUGUGGUUACAGCGGGUGGAGAUGACGGACAACUGGAUAAGGAGGGAGAACAAGAAGAUGGCUUAGGCGGCGGCUUCGAAGUUGUUGAACCUCAGCAAGAAGAUGGCCCCAAGCCGCUGCCUCCGUGGCUAGUAGAUGAUGACACAGAUAUUCGAGAAGCAAUCAAGAAACAGCAAGACGUUGAAAGAGAAAUCAAUGCUCAGGAUAGAGCUGAAGCGGAGGAAGAAGAAAACCUUCGACGAAAAGAGUUACGGGAUAAAUUGAUCGAAAUUCCCUCUGAGGAUGAGGAUGACGAUGCUAGCGAUGAUGUCAAAAUUAUUGAGAUACCACCAUCGCCAGAACCGGCACCGAUUUCUAGCCCUACGGUCGACAAAGUCCCAGAGGAUGAUUUAAACAUCGAGCCACCUACAAAUGAGCCUGCUCCUGAGGAGAAGGGAAGAGUAGAGAGCGAAUCGCCCGAGCCUGAGUUUGAAGAAAUUCCCAUACUCGAGGCUCCCACUGCUCCACCGGUUGUUGAACCGCAGGAGAGCCAUGAUUCACCCGAACCUGAGUUUGAAGACGUCCAGCCAGCGGACAGCACAGUAGCUCAGGGAGAUCCGCAAGCAGAUGCUUUCUUAAUUGAAAGCCUUCCCUUGGGUCAACCUCCAGCAGAUGGCAUUGCGGAUGACGAUGACCUAUUUGCCGAGAUGGCUGAAGAAGCAGAGGAACAUGCACGCUUCGCUAGUGAACUGAACAAGAAGUCUACGCAGCAAAACAAAGAAGACUAUGAGCGAGAACUAAGGGCACUUCGAAAUCAGCAGAAGAAGGAUCGUCGUGACGCAGACGAGGUGACUCAGACCAUGAUUACAGAGUGUCAGGCUUUGCUUCGCCUCUUUGGUAUCCCUUAUAUCACCGCGCCAAUGGAAGCAGAAGCGCAGUGUGCAGAGCUGGUACGGCUUGGCAUGGUUGACGGCAUCGUCACAGAUGAUUCUGACACCUUUCUCUUUGGAGGAACACGAGUCUACAAGAAUAUGUUUAACAGCAACAAAUUUGUCGAAUGCUAUGUCGGCGCAGACCUCGAUAAAGAAAUGUCCCUAUCUCGAGACCAGCUCAUCUCCCUCGCUCAGCUCCUGGGGUCGGAUUACACAGAAGGACUGCCUGGCGUUGGUCCGGUUACGGCCGUCGAGAUUCUAUCCGAGUUCCCUGGCAAAGAUGGCCUCGACAGGUUCCGUGAAUGGCGCAAGUUCCGCAAGUCACAGGCCACUAAGCUCUUCUUGCCGCUCGGCUUCCCAAGUCCAGCCGUUUACGAAGCCUACCUUCACCCAAUGGUCGACAGCAGCACGGAGCCGUUUCAAUGGGGUGUGCCUGAUGUGGCAGGGCUGCGAGAGUAUCUCAUGGCCACCAUCGGAUGGGGCAAAGAGCGCACGGAUGAGGUGCUCGUGCCGGUGAUUCGGGACAUGAACAAGCGGGAGAUUGAAGGCACGCAGAGCAACAUUACGAGGUUCUUUGGCGGGAGUGUUGGCGCUGGCGCAAGGGAGACGUUUGCUCCCAGGCAGAGAGUUCAGGGGAGCAAGCGAAUGGCGGCUGCGGUGGAUAGACUGAGGGCGAAUCUGGCUGGGGAAGAGGAGGCUCCGGAAUCAGGGGAGGGUUCAGAGACUAACAAACGUAGGAAAACGAACAGGCAGAGGCAUGCUUGA
Trichoderma breve is the source of this 3357-nucleotide messenger RNA. RefSeq names its product XPG i-region domain-containing protein. Gene Ontology annotation, biological process: nucleotide-excision repair. The coding region runs from base 1 to 3357 and encodes 1118 amino acids. Gene Ontology annotation, molecular function: single-stranded DNA binding; DNA endonuclease activity. NCBI's taxonomy places the organism in Eukaryota, Fungi, Ascomycota, Sordariomycetes, Hypocreales, Hypocreaceae. The transcript is spliced from 4 exons. Gene Ontology annotation, cellular component: nucleus. The record is from RefSeq and is a predicted model, not a curated record.